UGUCAUUGUGACUCGCCUGUUAUACAACACCUGUGGUGUUUGUGGCCGGUGUUUGAUUUGGCUUAAGCUGUUCAUCACAAGUUUUACAACUAUACUAUCCCAGCUCGACUACUGCACAAUGGCCGACGGAUUCCAGGAGGGGGCGGAUAACGCCGAGCCAGACGACUCGGCAUACCGGAGGAUGAUGAGCGAGGAGCUGGCAGCUCAGUGGGACGACGCCUCGGACAUGUCGGACAGGAGCUGGUCGCUGGGUCAGUCCGUCGUAGAAUCUGGAUUCGGCAGCAUCACCGAGACCCCAUGUAGGAAGUGUACUCUGGCAGAGGAGAUGUUCCUGUGCCCGGAGAGCAGGACCUUCUGGGAGAGGAUUCCGAGCAGCGUGUGUUGCAGGAGGAUCUGGAAAGAUUUCAUAGACACAUUUCGAGAGGACUUCCCUGAAGAACAGGCGCUAGUUAAGAAGCGAGUGAUGAACAUCUUUAAAUGUCUCCUCGGUGUGGAGUAUCAAGAUCUUGGAGAGAUAGCUGUUGAAGAUUUCCUCAGACUGAUAAGAUUUUUCGGUCCGUUCAGAGCAGAGGAGGACAGAUGUGUGGUGGUCAAACAGAUAGAACAACUUGUCGAAAACUCGUUCCAGAAAUCUAAAGACAAGAAGUCCAAGAUAUGCUGGUUCGGGGGAUACAUGACACGCUCGGAGGCGGAGACAAAGCUGAAGGACCAGAAACCAGGGACGUUCCUCAUCAGAAUGAGUGUGACAGAAGGGGACGCUGGGUGCUUUGCCCUUGGCCUGGUGAUGCUGGACAACACCAUCGAACACUUCCAAAUCAAGGGUCACCCUGACGAGGCUGUGACCAUGCACCCUUUCAGUCUGGAAUUGGAGUUCAAAGGUCGUCACUUCAGCAGUCUGCCGGACCUGGUAAACAAUUGUUUGUGCCAAGAGGUCAUUGCCUCCGAAUCAGAGAAUCCAGAAAAUGGCGUCCGUUGUUCCAUCAUCUGCCCAGGCCUGCCCUACAACCAGAUUAUCAACGGUUACAAGUGCCCCGCUCGAUAAACACGAGAAAAAACUGUUACACUGUAGAUUUGAUGGUACGUGGUAGAACUCAUUCUCACCUGAUUAGUGUUGUUCUCAUAAUGUGUCUUGGCUACGGAUUUAUGUUACCGCAUAUUUAAGUCAUUCGCAAUCAAUGUCAAUUGUUGUAACCAGUUUUGACAGAUGGGUGUGUGAGUAAGGCUUUACUCCGCUUUGAACACCUUUCCAGCUAUUUCACGGCGGAGGACACAAGAAAUGUGCUUCACACAUUGUACCCAUUUAGUUUGACAAAUGAAUCAGAUGCACGUGCACGGUACAAUGUGUAUGCCAACUGUUCAUUUGAACGUUCAAGUUCAUAUAAUUGAACGCUUUGUUUGGUUGUGAAUCCAUUUAAUGGAUGCAAAUUUAUAUACAAAUAUACAUGCUCCUACUGUCAGUUGAAAGUCGCGGGGAUUAUUGGCAUAAUCACCUAAUUUCAAUAGCUCGACGCACUGGAAAUGGCUGUAAUAAAUUGUGUGGGUACCGCAAUACGCCAACCUCAGUUAUACAACUACAAAAAAGACAAGGACCAUCCAUCUUUCAUAUUGCUAUAUUACUAUGGUUAAAAUGUCACAAUUUCAUAGUGGUAUAUCUAUAGCCAUAUAUUUUGCGAUAGUUAAUUUACGCCGUUUUAUGACAAAUUCUCCUAUUUCGAUUGCUGUUAGCCAGUUUUUGUUUAACUUGCACGAUUUAGCAAUUUGUUUCUUGAUAGGCGGUAAUGUAAUCAAGCCCGAGUAGUCAUAACGAAAGGUUAAUAUGAAUUAAAAUGUGAAUCGAUCCACGGGAAGUCGAAUCGUGUUUCCUGGCCUCAGGUGUAAGUUCGUGAUGCAGUCUGUGAAUUCUUAAACCUUUAUCAAAAAUAUGCAGUUGACUCCGUGGCAUUUGUUUUGCUAAAAAAGCAGUUUUGAGCAUGUAUGUGUCCAUAAACCAUCUGGCCACGCUCACUGACGGAUUACUGUUUCCUGAUUGGCUUAAAGGAUGGGCGGGGCUUGUGUAUUGCGCUGAAUGAUGUCACGGAUUCCUUAAUGUUGUGUACAGUAUUUUGUGUUAAUGAUUAUAUAAGCAACCCUGAUGUGAUUAUUGUUGACAUAUUUAUGAUUUGCGCACACUUUGCGUAAAUCCACUACCCUGAUUUACACAGCAUGCACAUCAGUUUUUACACUCACCUACAUAAAGGCAAAGCGAUAUUGAGUGAGUGAAUAUGGUUUUACGCCACUAGGCUACCCGACCGCCCCGAAAAGCGAUAUUGAAAUCUUAAAUCAGGUGUGAAUGUAUGUUCAAAACCUGAACCUAUUCAAGCAGUCGCAAUGACUUUUCUUUUAAAGUAUUCCACUCAAAGGUUUUCCAUAUUCAUAUUGUUGUGUGGACAGCAUCAUUAAUGAAAUUCAUGUUUAUAUCAAGUAGACAUCCUGUCAGAGAGUUGGGCUGAGUGGGAAAAUGUUAUGUUGCUAUUAACAUAGGGAUAAUGGACAAAGUUUCACAAAUAUUGUAUCACUUUACAGGCCACAUAUUAAGGAUUGGAAAUAGAGAAUAUCACAAACUUGCAGACCAUGUUCCAGUAUUUUAAACCUGCCAAGGGUCAAACUGAUAACACAUUUCGGACAUGAUCAAGGACCAGUAUCUCUCGUUGUGCUGGUCAGAUAGAGUUAGGCAAACAAAUCUAAGACGUUAAUAACUUUAUCUGUAUCUGCAGCUGUUUAUCGUUCACCAUCAUCACACCUACCACCUAUACAUUCAUGGCAUACUAGUAACUGGUGGGCUAUUAUUCUUACGCCACUUCACUCAUAAACACUUUUAUCAUCAAUGCUUCGAUCAAACUAUAUUAUAUAUUUGUGUAGAGAUUGCGCCAUUAAAGUUCAUAAUAAUAACUUUAUAAUUAUCGUCAGUUUAAUCAGAAAAUGAGAUUAUCUGUAGAAGCUAGAAUAAGUAUAAAUCCGGACUGUCUAAUAAACUGAUUGUUUAUUCACUCAAACGUUACCAUCUUGUACGAUGUUAAAUCUGAACUAUAUGCUUAUACCCUUGGCAACGCAUGCAAAUAUAUUUGGUAAAUGAAAAUGUCAUACUUUUUUUAUCCGAGCUAUUCCCAUUAAUAAUACUGCGGUGAAUACAUUAGGCCAAUUCUGUUAAGUUUAUUACGUUGUUUACUUUCUUGAAUAUGUAUAGUGGCUGAACCAGAAUUAGCUUGCUUAAAUGCCCAGGUAAUGUAUUAGUGUGUCUAUCAUAUGUACACUGCUGCAUUACGUUGUGUACCUUGGGAUAUGUGUCGUGACUGAUGUAGUAUGUAUUUUUGUGUAAUGAUUCUAUGUCGGGUACCUCGCAUAUAUGUACUUCUAUGACUGAUUGUAAACGUGCUCAUUGUAAACAUUUCUGUUGUUUGAUUAAAUAUUAGAUUCAUUCUGUGGCUGUUUAAUAAAAUGAUUGUUUAUUCA
Molecule: messenger RNA, 3489 nt
Organism: Haliotis rufescens (red abalone)
Lineage: Eukaryota; Metazoa; Mollusca; Gastropoda; Lepetellida; Haliotidae
Exons: 9
Coding region: 119-1042 (307 amino acids)
Source: RefSeq, a predicted model, not a curated record